GUCGUCGUUUGUAAAGUGCCGUUAGUUAACAAACGACGCUGCUGGCGAACAGACGACGAACAAGGACGGAGCUAAGCAAGCGGACAACGGACAACAAACAAUCCACACGGACAUACACAAACAAGCACACACGCACACACACACACACAUAAGCUCGCACGCACUCACGCGCAGGCACAAACAGUGUGUGUGUGGAAGGUACGACGGCAACGACGAUGAUGAUGAUGAUGAUGAUGAGGAUGUUGGAAGGAGGCAGGCCCUAAAAGUAUGCAAAAUAAAGAGGCAGAGAAUGACGAGAAAUUCAGCGAAAUACAAUUCGUCCCUUUAUUUGGCAACAACAACUACAACCACAACAACAGCAGCAGCAAAAGCAGGAGCAGAAAUAACAACAACAAGGAAAGCAACAAGAACAACAACAACAAUUGAACAGCAUUAACGCAAUGAACAAUGGGAGAGAGCAGCGAAAAUGUGAAAGAUUAUAAUUAAAUGUACAUACAUAUGCAUACAUCAUGGUACAUACACGUACACAAAUGUAAAAUAUAAAUACAAUGUGCGAGUAGUAGUAGGAUAUGUAUGUACGUAUAUACUUGUUGUUCGAUGUAUGUAUGUAUUUGUAUUUGUAUCGUAUGUAUGUACUACAUUGUAUGUGUAUGCGCACACACAUUUUUAUGCAAACACAUAUGCACAACGAAAUACCCAACAAACAAAAUACAUACAGCUAGAAAAACACAUUGGCCAAAAUACGUAAUUCAUUUUUAACAAAGCUCUCAACAACAACAACAACUACAGUAGCAAUAACAACCACAACAAAAACAACAACAACAACGGCAGCAGCAGCAACAGUGACAAAGUCGCAGUGAUUUGUUGCCAGCGCGCGUGUGUGUGUGUGUGUGUGCCUACGUGUGUACACAUACAUAUACAGCCAUAAAACCAUACAACAAGCAAAGCAAAGAAAAAAGAGAAAAACAACAACAACAACUAAAAAAAAAAAAACAAACUAGAUUAUUGUCGUCGUCAACAAAUACAACGAAUAUAAAUUUUUAUACAAUUUAAUUUUUGCAUAACACAAAACGAAAAAUAAAAAAACUAACUAAACUCAACUAACGAAACACAAUAAUAAUAAUAAAAAACAAACAACAACAACAACAACGAAAAAGAGUCCACCACGAAAGAGAGCGAGCUGGCAAGUGAAAGAGAGCAAGAGAGUAACGAGCGCAAGAGAGGGACAGCAAACUAAGAACGGCGACGCAUAAACAAACCGAAACUGAAAAUAUUUGCCCAAAGUAUUACAAUAUACCCCACGAACAAGAAGAAGAACAAACAAAAAAAAAUAAAAUAAAACGAAGCGCAAAACGAAAGAGCAGCAAGGACUAAAAGAUAAAGAAGAAGAAGAAGACGUAGACGUAGUCGUAGUCGUAGUCGUAGAAGAAGGAAUAGGAAACGAAGAAGGCAACUAGAAACAACAACAAUCCGAAAAGCGAAAAGCGGGAGCCUGGCACGUUCCACACACACACACAGCCAAACAAAAUGAAUAUGCUACACAGUUUCAGCAGUGGAGGCGCUUCCAACGCCGCAGGCGAUGUCACCAGCGAUAGCGAACUUAAGGUACGCCUGAUUGCCAAUGUGAAGAAGGAGGUGAAACAGCUCAUGGAGGAGGCGGUCACCAAGAAGUACAUCCACGAGGAGAGCAGCUCCGUCACAUCGCUGUGCGGCGCCGUCGAGGCGUGCCUCAGCCAUGGACUGCGUCGUCGUGCCCUUGGCCUAUUCAAGACCUCAUCGACCACGGCGCUGAUACAGAAGAUUGCCAAAAUCUGUCCCGAGGCCGACUAUGUGAGUCGUCGCCUGCUCGAGCUGGAGCUGGCCCACGAGAGUCAUGCGGUCAGCAAUAAGCGUUCGUCGUCCAGCAGCGACAGCAUCAUCAAGCCGAAGCUCUUGAGCAAGGGCAGCGGCAGCAGCGGAUCGGUGACGACCAUCAACACGGCGUCGUCGUCAUCGGUUAUCGGUGGCGGGAACGGGAACAACGUCGCCUCGCCGCUGGGCAAAUAUCUGUGGAUACGUCUGGCGUUGUAUGAGAAACGUUUGGCCAAGAUUAUCGAGCAUCUGGUGAGCAACGCUCAGAGCUAUUACGAUCGCGAAGCGCUGGUCGCCGAUCCCGAUUAUGGUUCCAUACUCAGCUCGCUGCUUGUGGGUCCUUGUGCUCUGGAGUUCACACGCGCCAAGACUGCUGACCACUACUGGUCUGAUCCUUGUGCCGACGAGCUGGUGCAACGUCAUCGCAUCAGCUCUGGCAACCGGACACCGCCCACCUGUCAUCGGCCAAUUAUCAAUUUCAAGCGAAGCUUGCACACCAGCUCCGAGGACACGAGCAGCGGCAGCUUCAAGGCCUGCUCGCCGGCGAGCGUGGCCAAGGAUUAUGUGGAGUCGCUGCAUCAGAACUCACGCACCACGCUCCUCUAUGGCAAGAACAAUGUGCUGGUGCUGCCGAAGGACGUGUCCGAGCCGAUGCCCGGUUACCUCAGUUUGCAUCAGAGCGUUCAAUCGCUGACCAUCAAAUGGACGCCAAAUCAACUGAUGAAUGGCUACAACGACACGGAUGGCGUGGACAAGAGUUACUAUUGGAGCUAUGCCCUCAAUAUCAAUGUGGAUGAGAUUGUCUAUGUGCAUUGCCAUCAGAAUCGUGGCGGCGACACCGGCGGCACCAUCAUCCUCGUCGGUCAGGAUGGCGUUCAACGUCCUCCGAUACACUUCCCCGAGGGUGGACAUCUGCAGGCGUUUCUCAGCUGCCUGGAGACGGGUCUGUUGCCACAUGGCCAGCUGGAUCCUCCGCUGUGGUCACAACGGGGCAUUGGCAAACUGUUUCCCUGGCCGAAGAGUGUACGUCGGCACAUUCUGCCAUCGGUGAUGGAAUCGUCCAGCGACGAGACACCCAUCGAUUAUGUCUUUCGUGUGGUCAGCAAAAGUCAGCACGAAGAGUUUUUGGCCACACAUCCCAUAUUGGAGCUGGGACGCUCGAGUCCACGUCGCAAGCAUCUGGGCAGCUGCUCAACCACCGGCAGCAGCGAUUGCUCCAGCAAGAGUCUGUCCAUCGAUCAGAGCAGCAAUCCGGAUCCGCCCUUGAUACAGGCCAGCCAAACCGCCAGCAUUGAGCUUGUCUGUUCCACAAUGCGGCGUCAGAUCAUCUCGCGCGCUUUCUACGGCUGGCUGGCCUAUUGUCGCCAUCUAUCUACGGUUCGCACCCAUCUUUCUGGCCUCGUUAAUGGCCGUAUUACACCAGAUCUCGCGGCCGAUGAGGAAGGAUUGUCGCGUCAAAAAUGGAAUGCCAUGAAUGUGGACGGGGUGGUGUCCAGCGAGCUGGAGCUCUAUCGCCUCGUCUACUUUGGCGGCGUGGAGCAUGAAGUGCGCAAAGAGGUUUGGCCCUAUCUGCUGGGUCACUAUGCCUUCGGCUCGACGCCCGAGGAGCGACAGAAGCAGGACGAGACGUGCAAGCAUUACUACGAGACCACGAUGAGCGAAUGGUUGGCUGUGGAGGCGAUUGUGCGGCAGCGGGAGAAGGAGAAGACCGCUUUGGCGGUGGCCAAGCUCAGUGCUGAGCAGGCACGCCAAGCGGCGAAGGCAAAUUCGAACAGCAAUCCGCAUGAGUUGCUGCUGCCCAAUGGCAGUCGACCAUUGAAUCGUGUGGAUGUCGAGGAGGGCGAGGGCGAGGGUGAAGGCGAGAAUGAUGUGUUCGAUGACAAUGAUUUCUCGGACAUAUCCGACCCGGGCGAUGAGUUCGAUGAGCAGCCAGGGGAGAAGGGGCAAGCUCAGCAAAAACCAGAGCAAACUCCAGACGAUGCUGAGGGCGAGGAUGAGGCUGGAGAGGAGGAGGAGGAGGAGAGGCCGCAGCUUAGCGAGCAGGUGGUGUUAGAGUUCCAGAACAUCGAUGAUAUGGAACCGUUGCGGUUGCAGGAGAACUGCUUUGCCGACUCGGAGGUGGAAGGCGACCUGGGCUUGGCCCUCGAUGGCUGCGGCAAUAUCUUGAUGUUGAGCAUCAAGAGUUCACCCUCCACCAGCAGCUACGAGACGGUGGGCAAUGAGUUUACUGAUCUUGCCUUUGCCAAGGCCAGCGAGAAAUCUGAAACAGAAGCUGAGGCAGAGGAAGGGGAAGAAGGUGUGGCUGAGGAUGAGCCCUGUGGCCAGCUGAGCAAAUUUCAUAGCGCCGACGAUGUGCGUCACGAUGAGGAGCAUCCGGCCACCGCAGUCAUCAUCACCGAGGCGGCAUCCCUGGACGAUCUUGACAUACAAUGCAACGACGACGAGCCCACCGAGGAGUUCACCUCACGCAAAACCAGUCUCAUGUCGCCCCUCAACGAGGACAUCACUGUGGUCGCCUCCCUCGAUGCCCUGCAGGAGCCAAAGUCCGCCUGCGUCUCGCCGGCCAGCUCCAAUGGCGGUGUCUACAGCGUCGAGUUGCUGGAACAGUUCGGUUUGAAUCUGCAUCGCAUUGAGAAGGAUGUGCAGCGUUGCGAUCGCAACUAUUGGUACUUUGCCAACGAGAAUCUGGACAAGCUGCGCAAUGUGAUAUCCACAUACGUGUGGGAGCACCUCGACAUUGGCUACAUGCAGGGCAUGUGCGAUCUGGUUGCUCCACUUCUGGUUAUCUUCGACGAUGAGUCGCUCAGCUACAGCUGCUUCUGCAAGCUCAUGGAGCGCAUGAUCGAGAACUUUCCCAGCGGCGGUGCGAUGGACAUGCACUUUGCCAACAUGCGUUCCCUCAUUCAAAUACUCGACUCGGAGAUGUACGAUUUGAUGGACUCGAAUGGCGACUACACGCACUUCUACUUCUGUUACCGCUGGUUCCUCUUGGACUUUAAACGCGAGCUCAUCUAUGACGAUGUCUUUGCCACCUGGGAGGUCAUCUGGGCGGCCAAGCACAUUGCAUCCGGACAUUUUGUGCUCUUCCUGGCGCUGGCGCUGCUCGAAACCUAUCGCGACAUCAUCUUGUCCAACAGCAUGGACUUUACCGAUGUCAUCAAGUUCUUCAAUGAAAUGGCCGAACGUCAUAAUGCCCAGUCGAUCCUUCAGCUGUCACGCAGUCUCGUCUUGCAAUUGCAGACAAUAAUUGAGAACAAAUAAGUUGGCAAAUAGAACUCGAACUCGAACUCGAACUCGAACUCGAACUAGAAGUGGAUCUCACUUUAUGCGUGUAGUGUUUUUUUUUUUAUUUAGGAGCUGUGUGUGUGUGUGUGAGUGUGUAGUUGUGUAGAAGAGUUGUUUAGUAGCACUUAGUAGGCUCAACUAACUAAAAUGCCAGAGUUGAUGCACACGCAAUACAGUAGUGUAGUGUAAUGUACUUCGCAAUCAGUAUUUGGAACUUAUGGUCGACAGAGUCAGCAUGAGAUAGAGGGAGAUAGAAAAUAGCACAUACAUACAUACAUACAUUCCUAAUGCGACUAACACAUACAAACCUACUCACGCUCAGGCUAUGUGAGUUAAAUGAGCGAAGCAGCCAAUAGAUAAUGCACCGUUAGAGCACGCGACGCUCUCUCGUGAGAGCAAAUUGUUAUGUUACAUGCAUAGUUAUCGUUUAUCGGUUAUCGAUGUUUUAUUUUUGUGUUGGAAGAAACGGCUGGGAAUCGUUUUAGAAGCGCUUUAACCCUGAAAACACAUUGUUAACAAUAAAUUAAACACACACACACACACAUACGUUUAAAUCAAUGUGAAAUUGCAAAUUUGAUUAAGUCAAAGACAAAAACAAAAAACAAAAACAAAUGCAUACGAAACUAAGCCAUAAAGAAAUGUAGUGACCUGAAAAGAAUAAGAAAAGAAUUAAAAAAAAAAAACAAAUAUAUAUAACAAAAAUAAACUAUAUAAUAUGAAAUAAUCACCAAAUUCACUGUAAACCAAAAAAACAAAAAACAAAAAAAAUAA
This is a messenger RNA of Drosophila sulfurigaster albostrigata, 5907 nucleotides long. RefSeq names its product small G protein signaling modulator 2. Bases 1528 to 5112 code for a protein of 1194 amino acids. NCBI's taxonomy places the organism in Eukaryota, Metazoa, Arthropoda, Insecta, Diptera, Drosophilidae. The transcript is spliced from 7 exons. Gene Ontology annotation, biological process: activation of GTPase activity. The record is from RefSeq and is a predicted model, not a curated record. Gene Ontology annotation, molecular function: GTPase activator activity.